ACAUAUUAUAGGGCGAUGCAUGCCGACCGAAUGAUCAAACAACAUAUGGCAGGAUCCUAUACUGAUGGAGCGUCCACUGAGCCAUCGACGACACCCUCGCAGCUGUGUCGGCCAAGUGCCAGCUCAUCCGCAAGGCUCACUCCGAAGGGUGGGUUGCAGAGGAUUGUGUCUGCCCCUCCCAUCUCUCAAGAUAUUUUGCCCGACUCGAAUAAUCCUCAAAGGCAAUUCACACAGAUUUUUAUUUCUCUGCUAAGCGAACAUAAUGCGGAAUGCACCACUGUUUCUUGGACGACGUGGCCCAACAUGGCAUUCAAAUUGAAGAAGGUCAUCGUCGGGUGGGACUCCGAUGUGGUUGAUAUAGCUUUCUGUAGGGCUUUCGCAUAUGGGAAGAUCAGUAACAAGCAGUGGCGCCAUCUCUCGAGACUCAUUCUCGAAGGUGUUCUCACUAUCAAAGACUGGACAGCAGAGCAGAAACAGAUUCCUGAAACCGAUGCUCGCUUUGGCGAAAUUCCCGUCGUUCUCAACUUGCGUGGCUUGCCUAUGGUGUUUAUCAAAGACUCCUCCAACUGGGUGCGCCAGAACUGCAAAAUUGACUCAGCAACUCCAUAUACGCCAUGCGCUCCCUCUGCUGCUUCCUCUCCCGCUCUUCUUUCAUCCAAGAAGCGCACCUACGAGGAUCUGUCCCUGGUUACUGAAGAGAAUGCAAGGAGAGAGCAUCGUAGUGUUUCCACUCCUGCGCAAAAUGAGAUGGAACCGUCGGCAAAGCGCCAGCGUCACGUUACGUUCUCCUCUCUUCCGAUGACCAUGUUCUAUAUGAAACAUCGGCAAGAACAGUUAUUACAGAAGAGUACAGCUCGUCAUUCACCAUUCAACCAACCCUCUUCAUCGUCAUCGAGCCAAGCUACCCUCGCUUCAAAGCCACCUGCAAACCAAGUCACCAAGUCUAUCUUAGGAGGUCGUUACAAGGGCAGUGACCAGUCCUAG
This is a messenger RNA of Laccaria bicolor S238N-H82, 984 nucleotides long. RefSeq lists its product as uncharacterized. The record is from RefSeq and is a predicted model, not a curated record. The annotation marks the transcript as partial. The transcript has 3 exons. Lineage: Eukaryota; Fungi; Basidiomycota; Agaricomycetes; Agaricales; Hydnangiaceae.